This is a messenger RNA of Coffea arabica (coffee), 1252 nucleotides long. RefSeq lists its product as uncharacterized. Lineage: Eukaryota; Viridiplantae; Streptophyta; Magnoliopsida; Gentianales; Rubiaceae. The record is from RefSeq and is a predicted model, not a curated record.
CUGAUGGCGGUUAUCUUUCGGACAAUUAUUACUGCAUAUCAAGUAUAACCAACAUAUAGACAAAUUUCUAAAGCCCUGGCAAUUCUCCCCAGAGACUCUCGUUUCCAACUUUGAGAAAGGCAUACCUAGGGUUAUGAUAGUUUGGUUGAAUCGGUGAAAUGGUGACCCUUCUCCCAGUUGAUUCUGAAGUCGGAGAGUCCGCUCAUUGUUGCACUUUUGAAGAAUGCGCCGGUCAAGGAGCAAAUCUUUUAUCUUCAGCCGUUCCAUCAUGUUCGGAGCUUGGAAAUUCUGAAUCUUUAAUUGGGAUUCCUUCCUUAGUUUGUGCCACAAACUCCCAAUACAACACUUCUGAUGAAGAAGACAAUCGUCGUAAACUAGAUUUACCAUAUUCCAAGAUUGUCUCUCCCGUCCUGUCAUGGUGCAGGGAGGUGAAGUCGCUGAUUGCUACAAUGGAUGGUCCUCAGACGCAGAGGUUGCUGGAGCAAGUUGCUAAGGAAAUGCUGAUUCAUGGUUUUGCUGGCUUUCACUUGUUAAAAGGCUACAACCGAAAAUGGAAAUGCAGCCAGCAGGUCUUCCUUUACGGGGAUCGCAAAGAUUUUCCAUGGUGAAAAGAUUGAAAUUACAGCUGACAUCAGUUCUCCUGCAAGUGCACAGCAAAAUAUUAACGAGAAUGGUGGUCAAUCUGAGCAAGCUAACAGUUAGUGGUCCCAAUGCCCCUAUUCGCAGCAGACGGGAGAGGGAGGAGAAUACCGGGGAGAGGAAUAAGUGUGUGUGUGUGUGUGCAGAUCCUGUGUGGAGCAGCUGGAAUUGCACUCGUUGUGGGGGUAAUAUGGAUGGGCUGCGAGGUGCGCAGCUUAUUUAAAGCUGGGAAAGCAGUCUUAGGGUCUGGGAGAGCAGCAGUUGAUGGGUGGGUAGCCAAUGGCUGCCCACCGUGAGUCAAUAGCUUGGUAGAUUCUGUACAAUUUCGAAUGUUUGGUAGUCAAUAGCUUCGCAUGUCAAUAGCUUGGUGGAUGCUUAUACAGUAUGGUAUGGUUUUUUUCUGACAUUUUCUUAAGGAAACUUAAGAAUUCGGUAUGGUAUGGUAUGGUAUGGUUGUCUUUAGCGUUUUUGUGGUAAAAGACUGACACGAUGCAGAAGGAAGUCAGUGAAUGAUGUCAUGCCAGUCCCGAAAAUGUGCUGAGCAACGUGGCUUUUUGGUUCUGUGACCUAAAAAGGACGGUGAAUUGUAGUAAAUCCCAUGAAGUUUUGGUAG